CUUCCCGCUCCGGCGCGCCGGCGUCUCCCAGCCCCACCGGCUCUGGGCUGAGGCCGCGCCCCAAGGCCGCCGGCGGCGCCUUCAGAGUGUGGCGAGACGCCAGGCCGUCGGGCGGGGAGCGCGCAGGUGCAGGGUCAGGAGGCGCGGGCAGCGCCGCGCCCCGGGUAGCUCCUCGCCGCCCACCUGACGCAGCGAGGGCCGGUCCCGGCCCGCCGCUCCCCGCGGAGCCCGACUUCGCUCCCGCAGUCGUGGGUCUCGCAGAAGCGUCGGGCUCCCACUGGGGCGCAGAAGCAGCUCAGGUGUGCGUGGCGCCUUAGCGGUGCGCUGUCCCGGAGUCCGUGUCCGUUUCGGGGUGAGGGUGGUGGUCUCACCAGCUCAGACCCGAAGGUGGAGGCCGUUUUUCCUCGUUUUCCUCUGGGGUCGUGGUUCCUUGGGCACGGCGUGCCGUCCGGUGGGGAAGAGGAGCGGGCGUGACCCUGGCCUGUUCUGAAGGGCCCAGCCUUGCGCUGAAUGGCAGCACCCCCACUGGGCCGUCUGGUGUGGACCCACAUGCUGGUAGCCCUCUUUGGCAUGGGCUCCUGGGCUGCCAUCAACGGGAUCUGGGUGGAGCUGCCCGUCGUGGUGAAGGACCUUCCAGAGGGUUGGAGUCUCCCGUCAUACCUGUCUGUGCUUGUGGCGGUGGGGAACCUGGGUCUGUUGGUGGUGACCCUGUGGAGGCGGCUGGCCCCGGGCAAGAGCGAGCGGGCUCCCAUCCAGGUGGUCCAGGCACUGAGCAUAGCGGGCACAGCCCUGCUGGCCCCCCUGUGGCACCAUGUGGCCCCAGUCACAGGGCAGCUCCACUCCGUGGCCUUCCUAACGCUGGCCUUGGUGCUGGCACUGGCAUGCUGUGCCUCUAACGUCACUUUCCUGCCCUUCUUGAGCCACCUACCACCUCCUUUCUUGCGCUCCUUCUUCCUGGGUCAGGGCCUCAGUGCCCUGCUGCCCUGCGUGCUGGCCCUUGUGCAGGGCGUAGGCCACUUUGAAUGUUUGCCAUCUCCCACCAAUGGCACCCUUCGGCUCCCCCACGACUUCCCAGAGCGUUUUCCCGCCAGCACCUUUUUCUGGGUGCUGACCGCUCUUCUGGUCACUUCGGCCGCCGCCUUCCAGGGUCUCCUGCUGUUACUGCCAACCCCGCCAUCUGUACCCACAGAGGGUCCGGGGUCUGGCCUGCGGGCGAGAGCCCCAGCGGUGGAGGAGGAGGAAGAGGCCUCACCACUGCAGGAAUCGCCGAGCCGAGCAGCACGCGCCACUCCUAGCCCAGAUGCUGAGACCCAGCGGCUGCUCUCUGUCCAAGGAGCCUGCCUGUUGGGCCUGCUGGCCAUCACCAACGCGCUGACCAAUGGUGUGUUGCCUGCGGUGCAGAGCUUUUCCUGCUUGCCCUAUGGCCGUCUGGCCUACCACCUGGCCGUGGUGCUGGGCAGCGCUGCCAGCCCCCUCGCCUGCUUUCUGGCCAUGGGCGUGCUCUGCAGGUCUCUGGCAGGGCUGGGUGGUCUCUCUGUGCUGGGCAUGCUCUUUGGGGCCUACCUGAUGGCACUGGCAGUCCUGAGCCCUUGCCCACCCCUGGUGGGUACCUCUGCAGGAGUGGUCCUUGUGGUGCUGUCAUGGGUGCUGUGCUUGGGUGUGUUCUCCUACGUGAAGGUGGCUGCCAGCUCCCUGUUGCACAGUGGCGGCCGGCCAGCAUUGCUGGCAGCUGGCGUGGCCAUCCAGGUGGGCUCCCUGCUCGGGGCUGUUGCCAUGUUCCCUCCCACCAGCAUCUAUCAUGUGUUCCGAAGCGGGAAGGACUGUGUGGACCAGUGUAGCUCCUAAGCCUGGGCAUACGGAGAACGUGAUGUCAGACUGAGACGCCACCGCACCCUAGUGCCCACAUCCCCAGGGGGCCUCCUGACACGUGGGCUCACUCAUGGACACCUGUACACUCCACAGCAGACGCUGGUCAGAGUGGGGACCACAGAACAGUCCCAGAGCCAGGGCCCAGCUAGGGCUGUGGGCUUGGCCCCGGAUCUGGAACUUGUGUGGGAUUUGCACAAUAAAUCACUGUUACUCCAUGGGUCCGAGUAGUUAA
Messenger RNA from Enhydra lutris kenyoni (northern sea otter), 2101 nucleotides. Its product is annotated as solute carrier family 52 member 2. Gene Ontology annotation, cellular component: plasma membrane. Gene Ontology annotation, biological process: riboflavin transport. The transcript is spliced from 5 exons. Gene Ontology annotation, molecular function: riboflavin transmembrane transporter activity. The record is from RefSeq and is a predicted model, not a curated record. Bases 511 to 1845 code for a protein of 444 amino acids. Lineage: Eukaryota; Metazoa; Chordata; Mammalia; Carnivora; Mustelidae.